Messenger RNA from Emericellopsis atlantica, 601 nucleotides. RefSeq lists its product as uncharacterized. The transcript is spliced from 2 exons. NCBI's taxonomy places the organism in Eukaryota, Fungi, Ascomycota, Sordariomycetes, Hypocreales, Bionectriaceae. The record is from RefSeq and is a predicted model, not a curated record. Bases 66 to 593 code for a protein of 175 amino acids.
CUUUCUAUGACAAGUGCUGCGAAAAAGCGAGGAGGUUGUGCCAAAAGCCUCACCGCGCAGUUUCUAUGCAUAUAAACCAGCUCUCUCAGUAUGAUAAGAUGAUGCUGGAGGUGGAUCAGAUGCCUCCAGGAUAUUAUGUGGUUGCCGGAAUCCUGUCGUGGCUCUUGCUGGCGGGGUUUCUUGUAUCCCCCUCCACAUACGCCUCUAUGCGAGACUCGGAUGUCCUGGAUAGCACCAAUAAGGUCGGCAAGUCCCUCAUGGGCUCCGUGCGAAAUGUGCCACUACUUUACAUAGCGUCCUUUAUCUGUUUGUUCGCCACAGCUGGGCUUGGGUGGCUCUGGUGGCGUUGGCAACACAACUAUAUUUGGGUCACUCGGUAUAUCAUCGUGCCAACUUUAACCAACUCGGCCAUGGGACUGAUCUCGACUUUCCUCAAUGUUUACAGUAUGCAGGAUGGGCAGUGGUCCAUCACUGCCAUCAUUACCGUGUCCAUCAUCGGCGCGUGGUUCCUUGCGUCAUGUGUUCUCUUUACUUUCUACAAAGGCCUUCUCUUACCGAGUUUGAAGGACGUCAGGUGGCCACAGGCGAAUUAGGUGGGUAU